AUGAUGAAGCCUAUUUUCAUUCUCAAUCUCAGAGACAGUAUCACCAUCAUCACCACCACCACCACGAAGGUUCCCGUAAAAUCCCGGCACGCGAGUGGGGCAUCACUGGGUGGACCUCAAGAAAACCCCACCAGACACGGGGUGGUGCUUUGGCUCUCACUGCCUGCGGAUCAUCUGGGCGCAUUGUAUCGAGUUACCGAGGAGCGUCCUUCCAAUAUGCCCCUAAGAUCAAUACGGAGCUCGGCCUGCAGGAAUAAAGCGGUGAGCCGGGGCGCUUACGCUUUUGAGAAGGUCGGAAAAGGAUGGACAGCAGAAAGGUCAAAUCCAGACACUCGGCCUGCUCUCACACGUCCAGCCGCCCGAAUUUCGACGGCCUCGGUUUGGAGGUCGAACCCUGGCAAAUUCGAUUCGUUCACUAUCACUUCUGAGGUGCUUGAUCCACUUUCCGAGCCAUGCAGCGGUCCGACCCAGUCAACGCCUCAGCUUGUCCUGUAUCUCAUGGAAGGAUGUUACGAGCUUGCAGGUCCAGGAACGACGCGAGAUACUCAUGACGACCUACCAGUUGGUCGAAAGGGUGUCAACAACUUGGGAACAAGUCGCUUGGGGUUUCAUCUAUCAGGCAAUAUCGAGCACCUGCGCUCGCUUUUCUCCGGCGGGAGCGUGUCCUCCAUACCUUUGGUGAUUCGCUACCCGUUCUAUUUCCUCCUUUGCACCAAAGAUGCAGUCGAUCAACUUCGUCGCGAAGGUCAGGCGCGUCCAACUCCACCAGGUACCGUUGCAGGAAAUCAGGAACCUCUUCCCCGAAACCCCGGCCCUUACACUAGCAAGCGUCGGCAGCCAUCCCAGGCUAGGAAGUGGAAGAGAAAAAGUCUACUUAUCUCGGCUGGCGCUCAUCGUCCCGACAACUUUGGGACUUUGGCGGUUUGCAUCGACCCUGGUCGGCGGCGCCCGAUGUCAACCAUCACCGUCUUGGUGCCGUUGGGGAUUGAUCUUGAUCCCCGUGGAAGGAUUCCUUGA
Aspergillus niger is the source of this 1017-nucleotide messenger RNA. RefSeq lists its product as hypothetical. Bases 1 to 1017 code for a protein of 338 amino acids. Lineage: Eukaryota; Fungi; Ascomycota; Eurotiomycetes; Eurotiales; Aspergillaceae. The transcript has 7 exons. The record is from RefSeq and is a predicted model, not a curated record.